Molecule: messenger RNA, 1860 nt
Organism: Fusarium fujikuroi IMI 58289
Lineage: Eukaryota; Fungi; Ascomycota; Sordariomycetes; Hypocreales; Nectriaceae
Exons: 6
Coding region: 1-1860 (619 amino acids)
Biological process (GO): transmembrane transport; metal ion transport
Cellular component (GO): membrane
Molecular function (GO): metal ion transmembrane transporter activity
Source: RefSeq, a predicted model, not a curated record
AUGGCGCCCGAUGGCCAGCUCCAUGUAGUCGAGAACCCCAUUAAUGAACCAACGGUGAAUGCCGACGCUGCGGUUGCCAUUAUUGGUGUCACAGGCCAGCAGGGAGGGGAAAACGCCUUGCUUGAGAGAACGCCGAGUGUUGUGCUCACUGGCCACGAACUCGAAACAAACAUUGUUAAAUGGACUAUCAUGGAAGACCCGAUUGUCAAAGCAGGUGUUCCGCUGUAUUUGCAGACGGCCGUUUUACUUUCACGAAGAUCCAACGACGUCUUCGAGGCCAAAGUCAACAUCAAAGCUGAUGCUUCCAGGUUCUCACUUAUGAGCCCACCAGAUCAUUCCGUGACCUUUGAUCCAGAGGAAUCUCCUCUGAUACCUAAUGAACUGACAGGCCUGGAUCUGCAUGACCUCAAGUCGGUUGAUCUCUCCCAGCUUUGCAAAAUACGAAACGUCUUUGACAUAGAGGACAUUCCGCCGUGGGAAACCGUUGACCGGACUGUCAGAGACCUUGUUAGAAAGGAUAAAGUAGUGGAUGACCAGGCCGAACAUAAAGUGGCGGAUGACAAGGCCAAAUCAUGGUUCAUAGAUCUCUGGGACAACAAUACCGUUGCUGAUGCACCGGACAUAUUGCCCAAGUCAUUGGGCCGAGGCGAGUUGGCAAACUACUUUUCCUGGAUAUCUGAGACACCGAAUGAUGAUGCUCCAGCACCUGUCGAACUAGCGGAUCUAGGGGGAGAACAGGCACAGCAAUUGUCGAGACCUACUUCUUUCUGCAAUUUGAUUGCAAGGCAGUCAAGUGAGAGUGGGCUUACAACAUUCGACAAGUUAAAAAACCUCCUCAACGAACCUCGUGUCGAGCUAUUGUCUGGCUUUUUCGAACUCCCCGUCGAUUUCGAAAUCACUCGACGUCAUGACCGUGGAGGAUAUCAAGUGUUGAAUGACAAGGAGGGCAACAAGACUUCCAAACUUUACAUCAUCCAGACGCCAUUCUAUAGUACAGGCUUCUGGUCAUUGAUUCUUUACUCCGUAAUCGAUAGUGGUGUUGCGCGAGACCGAAGCAAGUCAUCUGGUAUCGUUCAUGCUGAUGCUGGCGUUGAUCUAAGAGGAAUUUUCGGCGGCGUCCGUGACAUUGCUGCCAAACAGGGCCACCAUCGAACUCUGCUACCAGUACAACUAUUCAAAUCCCACUACCAAGCUACUUUCUCGGCUUUCAACUCUAUUCAAGAAGAAGUUGAAAAGGUAGAUAAGGAGCUUCUGCGGCAGCUCGAAGAAGAGGGCAGGCUAGAUGAUGCAAGUAAGCUAUACCGGAGAUUGAGUAUGAGAUUGCAUGAGUGCAGCAUGAAGCUUGCUGAACUUCGCCGACGUCGAAUGUUUGAGAAGGAGUUUGGUGCUGGACUGCAAGAAGAUCUAGAAAACGACAGUAUGCUGAAACUAGUGGUCCAGACAUACUCUAAAAUGUCUGAAAGCAGGGACUCAGACAUCGAGAGUCUACCUGAAAAGAUUGAGAGUCAACGAAAUGUUUUAUACAAUUUAAUCACGCAGCACGAUAGUUAUCUACAAGCUAGGCUGGCUCGAGAAUCACUCCGAGACUCCAAAGCUAUGAAGACUCUGUCAAUCUUGACGAUUCUUUUUCUACCUGGAGCUUUCAUCGCCACAAUCUUCUCUACGAACAUGUUCGACUUUAAAUACAAGAACCAGCAAGUGAGGAUUUAUUUUGCGAUUGUUAUUCCUCUUACCGCGGUCCUGAUGAUCUGCUGGGUUCUCUGGUUGAAGAAUACACCUGAAAGUUGCGAUGCAGAAUCCGGGUUCAGAUAUCGGCCAGUCAAGAAUAUGAACUGGCCGAAGGAGGGAAAGGAAGACUGA